Moneuplotes crassus is the source of this 468-nucleotide messenger RNA. The record is from the annotation of a GenBank genome assembly. Lineage: Eukaryota; Ciliophora; Spirotrichea; Euplotida; Euplotidae.
UAAACAUUAAGACUCAGAAUGGACAUUAACAUUAGUGAAAUUAAGCUUGAGGCAAAGCUUAUCAUGGCCAAAUUCUCGGCUGAUUAUAAAAGCGAUAAGUCUCCAGUUAGGCUCAUACAUGAGCAUGAGAAGGAUAUCCAGAGGCUUAAUGAAAUACUAGACCUUGUAAAAGAAACAUCUGAUAAACUAAGUAACAGCUCGAAAUCAGUUAGCUUCAACAGCUCUUUCGGCAGUAGCCAGACUAGCCCUAUUGAAGUCUCCCGGACUGAACCCCGCAAGAUCAAGAAGAAAAAAUCAAAAAGAAGAAAAGUAACCUUGAACGAUACUCACAACUUCAGUUACUUCGACGAGGAUGCUAUCCAACCAUAUUUCGACGUUUCUUUUCCUUCUCCGGGAGAUUUCAAAAAACUAUAAUUUUAGUAAGCCCCAAAAGAUUCAUAAUUAGCUUUCAGUUCAACAAAUGAAGGU